Trichoderma gamsii is the source of this 1065-nucleotide messenger RNA. RefSeq lists its product as hypothetical. The transcript is spliced from 4 exons. Lineage: Eukaryota; Fungi; Ascomycota; Sordariomycetes; Hypocreales; Hypocreaceae. The record is from RefSeq and is a predicted model, not a curated record. Bases 1 to 1065 code for a protein of 354 amino acids.
AUGUUCUUCGAUGACUACUGCAUUUUCUCAUCGAAUAGGAAUCUAUCUCGUGGAUAUCUACAUGGGCUUCGGGCCAUGGUCUCUAAGGCCGGCCCAAAGUCCGAACUUGUACAGGCAUGUACACUUAUUGCUUUGGCAAAUCUAGGAAGUAAACUCGGAAACUCCAUGCACAAACACAGAGCGGAAAGCCUGUACUCCUCAUUGUUGCGAUCCUUCCGCCUGAGCAUUUCAAAUCAAGCGGUAUUCACCACAGUGGAGUCACUAAUUACCGCCACGCUACUGGGAUUAUACGAAAUCAUCACCAGUACUGGUACGUCUUUUCGCGCUCAUGCAGCUCAUGCCCAAGGGAUAUCAGCCAUUCUUAUUAGCAAAUUUUCGCCUUUUGACUUGCUGUGCGAUGGCGCGCUUUUCCGAGUCGCUAAUCCGACACCUCUCGAGGAUCUGGAAGUGGAGAUUUCUGAGCCUCCCUCAUCCCUUCCACAUUCCUCCGCAGUCGUCAACAAAGUAUCACAGAAAUUUAGUGUUCUUUGUACACCGCUAUUUAAUCAGUCAAGUUCAGCCAUAGAUUUCUUUUACGCAACAACGGUGUCUUUGGUGCGGAAAGCAAAGGAUUUGUUGGAAAACGAAGCCGAAGUCACUGUUGACCAACUUUGUCAACUCAAAUCUGAGGCUGAACAAUUGAGAGAGGCGUACGAUACGUGGCCAGCCACCGUACCUCAAGAAUGGAUACCCAAGCCAGUAGGGCAUAUUACACCUAAAACUGAAGACACAAUGCCCCAAGUUGGCUACUGGCCAACAACCAUUCUGAGCUAUUACGAUUUAUAUGUUGCUUCGCUAUGGAACAACUAUCGGAAAGCUGCUCUGCUGAUGUUGAGCAUCAUAUCAAGAUGCCACUAUCGAAUCAAUGGCCAUUUGAGCGACCAAAUAUUCGAAGACUCAAUACAAAAAGACAUCUUAAAGCAGAGGGAGGGGAUCAUAUCUUCUAUUCCAUAUCUUUUAACAGCAGAUUUGCCGACACUUGUUGAGAACGCCGCCAGGGGAUCCCCUCCCAUAGUCCCGGGCUAA